Molecule: messenger RNA, 684 nt
Organism: Nerophis lumbriciformis (worm pipefish)
Lineage: Eukaryota; Metazoa; Chordata; Actinopteri; Syngnathiformes; Syngnathidae
Source: RefSeq, a predicted model, not a curated record
AUGGCAGCUGCUACACCCGGUUUGGGGGACCUGUCCCGUCUGUACCAAACCGAGUUUGUGCGGAGUGCUCGUGCGGUAGGCGUGCUGUGGGCUGUAUGCACGCUGUGCUUCGCCAUCAUUCAAGUGGUCAUCCUCGUGCAGCCUUCCUGGAUAGGAACUGCAGACAUAACCCACCCGGGGACAGGGCCGGUGCCACCUAGUGGGACCCUGGGAUUAUUUGAGGUGUGUCUAGAGUCCGAACUGCCCGUUCCAGACUGUCGCGGCCGACUCUCCAGUCUCUCCCCGCUGCCGUCCUUCCAGUCUGUGGCUGUCUUGGUAGGCGUGUCGCUGUGGGCGGUGUGGACAAGCGUGGUCUGUCUCUUACUCUUCCGGUUCUGCAGCGCCGCCACCGUCUACAAGAUCUGCGCCUGGCUGCAACUCACAGCAGGGUUCUGCUUGGCGUUAGCAUGUCUAUUAUUCCCUGACUCGUGGGAGAGUCCAGAGAUGAGAGUCCUCUGCGGCGACUCUGUGGGCAGCUUCUCUUCGGGGAACUGCUCUGUCCACUGGGCCUUCAUCCUGGCCAUCCUUGGUGUUUUGGAUGCCGCCAUCCUAGCCACCCUGGCGUUUGUUUUGGCAAACAGACAAGAUGCCCUCUUGCCGCCACUUGGAAAAGAAGUGACUACAGGACUGCUGAUGUCGGCAUAG